Trichosporon asahii var. asahii CBS 2479 is the source of this 2871-nucleotide messenger RNA. Its product is annotated as ER to golgi family transport-related protein. Gene Ontology annotation, cellular component: endoplasmic reticulum exit site; COPII vesicle coat. Bases 1 to 2871 code for a protein of 956 amino acids. The transcript is spliced from 3 exons. NCBI's taxonomy places the organism in Eukaryota, Fungi, Basidiomycota, Tremellomycetes, Trichosporonales, Trichosporonaceae. Gene Ontology annotation, biological process: endoplasmic reticulum to Golgi vesicle-mediated transport; intracellular protein transport; COPII-coated vesicle cargo loading. The record is from RefSeq and is a predicted model, not a curated record. Gene Ontology annotation, molecular function: zinc ion binding; SNARE binding.
AUGAACGUUCAACAGAUCAUGCUCCCUCAGGGCUGGGAAGCCCGAUGGGACGCUGGGUCCGGCCAAUACGUCUACGUCAACCAGGCGACCGGUCAGAGCCAGUGGGAGGUUCCUACCAACCCUUCGUUCCCGACUGGACAUGCGACCUCGACUUCCCCUGCCCCCGCUGGCGGCGCCGCGUCCCACCACCACUCGAAGAGGAGACAGUACCCCGUCGCCGACAUGGAGCAGAUGUAUGGAGGAGCCGCCCAGCAGCAGCAGCCCGGCUUCCAGGCCGCUACACCCCAGUUCAACCAGCCCCAGGCGCCGAUGCAGCAGCAGCAGCAGGGAGGCUUCCAGCAGCCCGGCCAGUUCUUCACGCCUGGAAUGGAGGGACAGCAGGGACAGCAGCAGGCGCAGCCCGGCUUCCAGCAGCCUGGAGCUCAGCAGCCCGGCUAUGGCCAGUCCGGCGUCGACCAGAUGAGCAACCAGUUCGGACAGAUGAACAUGAACCAGGUUGGAGGAGGAUACGCUGGCCACAACCAGCCGCCUGGAUGGGGCCAGCAGUUCGAGGCGAAGCAGCUCCACCCCAUCAACACGGUCAACCUCAUCGGCCUCCAGCCCGACGUUCGCCUGCUCGAUGCGCCCCCUCCCCCGGCUCUCCUGCCUUCCAACGCGUCGGUUACGAACUCGCCCAACAUUCACCCCGACCCCUCGUACCAGCGCUGCACCCUCUCCUCGAUGCCCACCACGCAGGGCCUCCUUAACAAGAGCAAGCUCCCCCUUGCUCUCGUUAUGGCCCCGUACCGCUCUUACCGCGAGUCGGACGGGGACGAGCCCGUCCCGGUUGUCUCGGACUCGGUGAUUGCCCGUUGUCGCCGUUGCCGCGUCUACAUUAACCCGUUCGUCACGUUCACUGAGGGAGGAAACCGCUGGAAGUGCUGCAUGUGCGGUCUUAGCAACGAGGUGCCGCAGCUCUUCGACUGGGACUCGCGGGAGAACAAGCCGGCCGACCGCUGGGCGCGCAAGGAGCUCAACAACUCGGUCGUCGAGUUCGUCGCCCCUACGGAAUACAUGGUCCGCCCUCCUCAGCCGCCCGUGUACUGCUUCGUCAUCGACGUCAGCCAGCCCGCCAUCCAGUCGGGAAUGGUCGCGACCGCCGCGCGCUCGAUCCUCGAGUCUCUCGACAACAUUCCCAACGAGGACCAGCGCACCAAGGUCGCUUUCAUUGCCGUCUCGACCAGCUUGCACUUCUUCUCUCUUCCCGCUGGCAAGGACUCGGAGGCUUCGAUGCUCGUUGUUUCCGACCUCACCGAUGUCUUCCUCCCCAAGCCCGUCGACCUCCUUGUCAACCUCACCGAGUCCCGACCAGCGAUCGAGAACCUGCUCGGCAAGCUCAGUGACAUGUUCCAGGACACCCACGUCGUUGGCAACGCUCUCGGUUCCGCCCUCCAGGCUGCCCACGAGCUCAUCGGCAAGAUUGGUGGAAAGAUCAUUGCCCUCAGCGCCUCCCUGCCCACGCUGGGCACUGGCGCCCUCAAGGCUCGUGACGACCCCAAGCUCCUCGGAACCUCAAAGGAGAGCUCGCUGCUCACUGCGCAGUCCAACUUCUACAAGACGUUCGCGAUCGAGUGCUCCAAGUCGCAGGUCUCCGUCGACAUGUGGCUGUUCUCCUCGACCUACACCGACGUCUCGACGCUGUCGUGCCUUCCCCGCUACACUGCUGGCCAGACUUACCUCUACCCGGGCUUCAACGCGUCGCGAUCAGAGGACGCGAUCAAGUUUGCCACCGAGUUCGGCAAGUCGCUCGCCACCCCGAUCGGUCUCGAGGCUGUCAUCCGUGUGCGUGCCUCGCGCGGUAUCCGCAUGUCGGCGUUCCACGGAAACUUCUUCAUCCGCUCCACCGACCUGCUUGCCCUCCCCGUUCUCCCUGUCGACCAGAACUACUGCAUUGAGCUCCAGCUCGAGGACGACCUCAAGCAGCCGUUCGUUGUGCUGCAGACCGCUAUCCUGCACACGACCUGCUACGGCGAGCGCCGUAUCCGUGUCAUCACGCAGGCCCUGCCGACGACCGACUCCAUCGCCCAGUUGUACGCCUCCGCCGACCAGCUGGCGAUCGCCAACUACCUGUCGAACAAGGCCAUCGAGAAGGUCUGGGCCGGCUCGUCGCUGGAGGACGCGCGCAACCUCAUCACGAACCGCCUCAGCGACAUGCUCUCGGUCUACAAGAACCAGGUCGCUGGUUCGGCCGGUGCCUCUGCUCAGCUCGCUGUUCCCGCCAACCUCUCGCUCCUGCCGCUACUGUGCUGUGCCAUGAUCAAGCACGUCGGUCUGCGCGAGGGCUCGACGAUUCCCCCCGACCUCCGAGCAUACGCCCAGGACCUGCUUACGACGCUACCUGUGCAGUCGUUCAUCCCCUACAUCCACUCUCGCUUCUACUCUCUCCACAACAUGCCCGCAGAGGCUGGUACGAUUGGCGAGCAGGGUGUCAUCAUGCCGCCGGCGAUGAACCUGACGUCAGAGCGCCUGGAGCGCCACGGUCUGUUCCUGAUCGAGGACGGUCAGAACAUUUUCCUCUGGGUCGGACAGGAGGCCGUCCCCCGACUCAUCCAGGACGUGUUCGACCUCAACUCGUACGCCGACCUGCAGGGCGGCAAGUACACGCUGCCGCAGCUGGAUAACCCGUUCAACCAGCGCGUCAACGCGAUCAUUGCCAAGACGCGCGAGCUCCGCCGUGGCAUCUACCGCCCGCACCUCUAUGUCGUCAAGAGCGACGCCGAGCCGGCGCUGCGCUCGUGGGCCCUCAGCCUCCUCAUCGAGGACCGCAUGGACAACAUGAGCAGCUACGCCCAGUACCUCACGCGCGUCAAGAACAAGAUCAACGGCUCGUAG